GCAUCAUUUGGAUUCCAAUGCAAGUAGUUUACAAACAAGUAAUUACAGAGAGAGAAAAACAAUCAAACUCAUGAAAAGGCCUCCUCACCUGCUUCACGACUUGGUCCCCCUCUAUUUGAUUUCCCCCUUUCUAUCUCCUCUUAUCCUCUCAUGGAAUCAUCUCGUAGGAAACCAGCACUUUUCGAGAUGAAGCACAACGCCCGUAGGAAUAACAAUCUCUCCAUUUUUGUGGUGGUCUUUACUGUCUUCCUCUUUGCUGGUUUCAUGUACAAUGAAGACGUUAAGUCUGUUGCAGAGUUCCCAUUCUCUCCCCAAAAAUAUGGGGAAGACACAGAGGAAGUUGCAGUCUCAAACCCAAAGACCAAAUUCUCAAUCCCUGAAGACCCAAUUGAAAAUCCAAGCUUUCGAAACCAAAUCUCAAAUCCAAACACUGAAAACCCAAUCUCAGAGACAGUUUCGAUACACCGAAUCUCGAAACCAGAAUACGAAGACUCAAUUCCAAAACCAAUAUUGAAAGAGCCAGUCACAGAACCAGUGUAUGAAGACCCAACUCCAAAACCAAUUUUGAAAGAGCAAGUCAUAGAACCAGUUUAUGAAGACCCAAUCUCAAAACCAGGCUCCAAAGUCCAAUUCUCGGAUCAAAAGACCGAAAACCCAACUGAGAAACCGAUUUCUAAAGACCCAAUCCGGAGUCCGGGUGCGGAAAACUCAAUCUCAAAGCGAAGCUCUGAAAACCCAGGUCAAGUUUCAGGAGAGAAAUCGAAUCACAAAAGGAAGCCUAAAGAGUCCACAAUUGUGCUACCACAAGCCGAGAAACCCAUUUCCAGUCCAGCAGUUACAAGCAAGGAAGAUGAAUUCUCGGAUUUUUUAGAGAAAGAGAAGGUGCCAAAAGAGUGUGAUAUAUUUUCAGGGAAUUGGGUUUUUGAUAACGUUAGUCACCCUCUCUAUACUGAGGACCAGUGCGAGUUUCUCACAGCACAGGUGACAUGCCAGAGGAAUGGAAGAGAAGACAGUUUAUUUCAGAAUUGGAAGUGGCAGCCUCAUGCCUGUAAUUUGCCCAAGUUUAAUGCAAGGUUGAUGCUGGAGAGAUUGAGAGGGAAGAGGCUGAUGUUUGUGGGAGACUCAUUGAACAGGAACCAGUGGGAAUCCAUGGUUUGUUUAGUGCAAUCUGUCAUUCCACCGGGAAAGAAGAGCUUGAACAAAGGAGGCUCUCUCUCCGUCUUUAAAGCAGAGGAGUAUGAUGCGACGAUCGAGUUUUAUUGGGCUCCAUUCUUGGUUGAAUCGAACUCGGACGACCCAAGGACGCAUAGCGUAUUGGACAGGAUCAUCAUGCCCGAGUCCAUAUCUAAGCACGCCGUCAACUGGAAAAAUGUGGACGUCCUGAUCUUCAAUACUUACAUUUGGUGGAUGAACACCUUCAAAAUGAAAGUCUUGAGAGGAUCAUUCGACAAAGGUGACAAGGAAUACGAGGAGAUUGAGCGGCCGAUCGCAUAUGGUAGGGUGCUGAGGACGUUGUCCAAGUGGGUCAACAAAAACAUCGACCCUCAUAGAACCAGGGUCUUCUUCAUGUCCAUGUCCCCAUUACAUAUCAAGAGCAUGGAUUGGAACAAUCCUGAUGGCAUAAAGUGCGCGAAAGAGACGAUGCCGAUUCUCGACAUGCCUACUGUACAAGUCGGAACGGACUACAGAGUCUUUGCAGUGGCCUCGAACAUAACAUCAUCCAUGAAGAAGGUGCCAGUCUCAUUCAUUAACGUAACAGCACUAUCAGAGCUUAGAAAGGAUGCGCACACCUCUGUGUACACCAUACGCCAGGGUAAGAUGCUCACCCGUGAACAGAAGGCCGAUCCCGCAACCUAUGCAGAUUGCAUCCACUGGUGUCUGCCUGGACUCCCCGAUACAUGGAACGAGUUCUUGUACACCCAACUCAUUUUUCGUUGAUCAUUCGCACUCGCUCGAUAAUUUUUUGUCACCUUUCUGAAAUAUAAAAAAAAAAAAUCAAAAUUUUUUUUUUUAAUUUUGAUUAUGUGAAGAGUGAAAUGAAGCUCAAGCAUUGUACAAGAUGGUACAACCUUAUUUUUCCAUGAAUGUAUCUCUAACUCCUUUUGAUUUUUUCCAUGUUUGAGUCUGGCUAGGCA
This is a messenger RNA of Amborella trichopoda, 2135 nucleotides long. Its product is annotated as protein trichome birefringence-like 28. The record is from RefSeq and is a predicted model, not a curated record. Gene Ontology annotation, molecular function: O-acetyltransferase activity. Gene Ontology annotation, cellular component: Golgi apparatus. NCBI's taxonomy places the organism in Eukaryota, Viridiplantae, Streptophyta, Magnoliopsida, Amborellales, Amborellaceae.